Molecule: messenger RNA, 9718 nt
Organism: Astyanax mexicanus (Mexican tetra)
Lineage: Eukaryota; Metazoa; Chordata; Actinopteri; Characiformes; Acestrorhamphidae
Gene: tcf20
Product: transcription factor 20
Exons: 6
Coding region: 1285-8571 (2428 amino acids)
Biological process (GO): regulation of transcription by RNA polymerase II
Cellular component (GO): nucleus
Source: RefSeq, a predicted model, not a curated record
GAGAGAGAGAGGCAGGGGGCGGGGGUGUGUGUGGACUCUGCUUUCGGGACCCACAGGCUCCCUGAUUGUCUUCUUGUUAUUUUUAGAGGUGAGGACAAAAGGCAAAAGGGGAUUUUCACCUUUCAUUUUUUGGAAACGGCCCGGAGCUCGCCUCGCCGCGGACUGACGGGCCCCUCCCCCGGAGCUCGGCGCCGCUGGCUGCGGCUUUUCGGUGCGCGGAGAGCGGAGCAGCCUCUCACUCGAGCCCGGGGAUUUUCACACAAAACCCGCGUUCGGCGGGCCUCCCGCAGAUAUUUACAAACAUUCUGCUUGUGAAGAGGAAGGAAAACUAAGGAUGAAUCAUGGACAAAAUUAUCAUGACGAUGGACUUUGCUUAUGGUCCAUGCGGUAGGAUAAACGACCCGACUGAAACCAGAGUGACCCACGCAGUGUGAUUACAGGGACUGGACUGGACGGCAUGAUGCAAAACCGGACUGCAUUCCAGAUUUAAAGGAAGAAUGCCAAGUAUUUGGAAAGAGAAGAAAAAUGGGGACCAAAGGUUUUUUUGUUACAACAAAACAAAGGAAAUGAGCAGUGUUAAGCAGAGCCGACCCGUCAUAAAGUAUUAAUCUCAAAGGAACAAUUUAAGAAUGUUUGUGGAAUUGCAGGUCGCCGUGACAGGGGACCACAGUGUUUGACUAACGUGUCAAUGAACUGUAAUAAUUCCACUGCAUGGUCCGUACCUGCUUGCACAUUAACGGAUCAUAAGUAUUUUGAUUCAUGAGCUAGCUGAAGUUAUACCAAGGGUGCAGAACAUCAGAAACCCAGAACUGACAUCCUCAGCUCAGUGAAGAAAGAAAUAUUAAGCUGCACUUUUGGUUACACUAUUUUUUCCCCUGCAUUUCUCAACUUUUUUUUAAUCGUUACUCGAUUAAUGUCUUUUUUGCACACAAGUUCUGUGUUGAAACCAAGAUCUAGUGCCAAAUUUCUAUGAUCACACAGUGGAAAUUACAACCUGUUUGUGUGAAUGGAUGUGACAGCUGCUAGCUUUGUCACCAUCACAUCCUAAUAUUGCGUGUAGUUUAAAAAAAGUUUUGUCUGUUACUUCAUAUGUUGCUGCUACCAUUGUGGUUAUCGCCUCCAUCAACUACAGCCUGUUUAGCAACUUUUCUAGUGACACAGGUCAAAAUAUUCUGACAUUUCAAACUUUAGAUGAAAAACACAUUCCUUGGGACACUUUAAUAGAUAAAGUCUUACUCUCAAACGUGCAAAAGUGCUCGUUCAACACUUUUAACACCCGCAAAAAUGCAAAACUUUCCCAACAGUCCUGCUCCUCCACCUCCAGGGUUUCCUAGCAGGGCCGGAAACAUGGUUGGCUCUCCCUAUCCAUCCCACAUGUCGGACCCUCAGAUAUCCCCUAGGACCACAGAGGACUAUGCUGCCAUGCAGCAAGCCCAGCCCCACCUUCAGAGCCAUGGGCAACACCUACACCUGCGUGGGCAGCAGCAAGUGCAGACUUCUAGCAUACAUGGAUACGGUCCUAGGAGAGGUGCUGGAGAAAUACCACAGGCAACUGCCCACAGUGCAAGCAGUAGCAGCCUUUACCGGAAGGAAAGUAUGGAUUAUUAUUUUCCGAUGAGUGGCAGAGAUAGGAGUAGAAGAGGAGGAGGGGCUUAUGGAGCUGGAUUCGGGUACCCAAACAUGGAUGGGCACAUUGCUCAUCAGUAUAGACAUGCUUCGGGAUCAGGGUCAUCUUCUGGCAUGGUGUCUCCAUACCCCAUGGACUACAGUACCACUGCAGCUUCUGGAAGUGGCAGUGGUAGCAGCAGUGGCAGUGGCUCAUUUUCCCCCUCCCAGCAGUUUAGCAUGGCUCAGAAUGCUUCAAUGCAGACAGCUUCAGGUGCAGAAAUACUCCAGCGUCAACAUGGAUCGAAGUACCCCUCGCAUCAAGGAUUACAUCAGGGUCACAGAGCCUUUUCCCUCUCUGGACACAGAAUACCUUCUCAGUUUGGCCACUACCCUACUCUAAAUGCACCCACAGUGCCAGCAGGAAUGUACAACUCUCCACCACAAAGAUAUGAGACCAGCAGCAGUGGAAGCAUGGAUUCCAAAAUCAAUAACUCCCCCUCCCAUCCCAAUCCAAACUCCAGCGCUGCUUCAAACAGCUCGGGACAUCAAGAGAAUGUGGGACAGACUUACCAAUCCUCAAACCAUCCUCCUUACUCACCCCAGUCCCUUCCAGCUCACAAGCAUGCCUCUCGUCGCACUGCCCAGCAAAGUGUUGGAGCAGGCUAUGAUGCCGCCUUGAAGAUGCAGCAUGGUCCUCAAAGCCUGGCUCACUCUAAAAAUCCUCAGUCCUCUGUUUCUUCAAGUCCUGCUGCAUCUCACCUUACCCCCCAAGACCUGUCGAAAUCUCCCAUGCAUACUCAAAACCAGCAGACUCAUAUGAGUCAAAACUUCAGCCCAAUAUCUAACCCUUCUCCUGCACCUUCUGCAGUGCACUCCCCCAGCUGCAGUUCUUCCUCCUCUCCGCUAAUGGGUGUUUCAGAGGGACUGGGGAACACUACAUCAACCCACUGCUCUUCCUCACAGCCACCAUCCCAUGCUUCUCUCUUAAAUCCCCGCAGCAGUCACAGCAAUGUCAGAGCCUCACAUGCCAUAGCUCAGCUUAGCCCAACUCCCAGUUCAAAUAGCAGCAUCAGCAGCUGUGGUAGCAGUGCAGGUAGUAAGGUUGCUGGUUUGAACCCAAACAUAGCAAGUUCAGCCAUGAAUCAAAACAGAAUGGGUAUGGGUGCUCGGGGUGGGCAACGGGAUGAAGGCUCAUCUUCGAUGUAUCCAACGGAGAAGCUUUCACAGGACUCUGGCAUGAAUAGUCUCAACGCCUUGACAUCACAGGUGGCUAAUUUACCCAACACAGUGCAACAUAUGCUGCUAACCGAUACUGUGCUCUCUCAUAAGAAAAGCAGAGAAAAUGCUCACUUACAACAGCCAGCUGCAAACCAGCAAAAAAACCGAAAUGCAAGUACUGCUGGCAUGAUCGCAGCAAAUGAAGAAAGUGGAGAUGUUUUAGGAUCUGAGAUAGAGGACACAAGAAGGGAUCUUGGGGAACCAUCAGAACGUGAGAAAAUGAGACAAAUUGUUGGAUCCAGCACUGAAUCUAAGCCAGCAAACUACUAUCAAGCACCCCAGAUUCAGACCCAAACCCAGAUGGGGCCAAAUCGUCAUGGGUUACAUUUGCAAAUGGACAGAAUCACAGAGGCAUCUGUCAAACAAUCAUUCAGUCAAGUUUCUACGCCUUGUUCUCAGACUAAGACUCCAGAAAUCCAAACUCCGUCAUCUUCUUCCCCAUCCUCAGUUCCUCCCUUCACGGAACCAAGUCCAAACACCCUUUCUUGCCCCCCUGCUCCCUCUGCCCCAUCGUCCUCCACGUCUUCUCCUACUAACUCUACACGCUCAAACUGCAUUGCUGAUCCUGAUAUUGGUAACAGUGAUGACAAAAGUGGCCUGAGGGACAAAAUGUCCUCAAGUGUGAAAGAUGAACGGUGCACAGUUGAACAGGAAGAGCAUGUCCAUCAGGAAGAACAUAAGGUAAAGCAUACCCUUGACAUGGUCAGUGUGAAGGUGGAACCUUCAAGCUCAAUUAAACAAAAUAAGAAUGAUAAAGAUGAUGAGAAAAGCAGCAUACGGCAUUUUCACAGUAAACUUUCAAACACUUCGGAACAGUCCAAUGUCGGAGUUGUUGGAGUUAUUGUUUCUACACGUUCUGAACAAAAUCCUGAGGGGACUAAACAAACAGAGGCCACAUCUCCUCACUAUGGUCCUUCUUAUCAUCUUGGGAAGCUCAGUUACUCUGAGGAGAAGCAUUCCAUCAAUAUGUUUAGAGAUUCAGGGAGUCACAAUGGUGAGGGGGAAAUGGGCAUUGAAGCAUAUACAGCACACUAUGAUGUUUCCCCUAAAACUGAAUUUGGACAGAGUAUGUCCUCAAACCAUUGCCAUCCUGGUUCGUAUAAAUAUGGCAGCCCUGAGGUGCCAUACAAUGCUUGUAUGGGUGGGAAAAACAAGGGAAGGACUGGCCAGCCAAGUGCAGUGGGUGCAAAUAGAUUCCAAGACUACAGUCAUUCACAGUAUAACUUUGCUUCAAUACCCAGGAAGGAUGCUGGUGUUCUUGGAGUGGUGGGGAGAAGUGGUGUAGGAGUUGGAUCGAGAAGCCAAGAUUCCCAAUUACAACAGCCUUUUCCUAGUCUAUUGCAAGAGGUCCUUCAAGGUUAUCACCUAGAUCGACGCUAUGGCCGUCCUGAACAAGCAUCUAGUGCUCUUCUCCAAGCUAAGAAUAUGCCCCAGCCCCAUUACCAUACCAGACUCCCCUACCGUAUGAUAGAAAACAUGAGGUCUCAUGGAGUAGGUCAGUCAGUAAUGGCUGGUGCCAGUGUACACCAUCCAAUGGCUUCAGGAAAGCCUCAUACCCAGAAUCAGAGCCAGGGACCACCAGAUCUUGAACUGGGACCUAACCUUCAUCCCUCUUGGGAGUCUGAAGCACAAAGACCAAAGGGGGAUCACGGAAUGUUAUUAGAGAAGGCUGCAACAAGUAUGUCUCCCAACUAUUCUGCCCAUAUUCAACCCUCAGAUUCUUCUGUGGAAACUCCUCCUAAGCACAUUAACUUAGCGGACUAUUCUUUACCUCACAGGAAACCACCAAACCUAGCUACUCCUCCUUCUGCUGUGCAACAAUUGCUUCUGCAAGAAACUGACUCAAUAGCUGUUAAUGUAGAAAACCUAAGCCAGACCCAAUCUCAAGCGUCAUCGUCUUCAGGUAGACGCUCAGUAAUAUGUGAUGUCUCUCCAUCUAGAAGGACCACACCAGAGAGAGACAGGGGGGCCUCUGGACCCUCCGUCAUUCAGCAGCCUGUUUCUUCCUCUGUGCUAAAUGAGCAAGGGUGCAGUAAGGAUGAUGUAAAAGAUAUAAAAGAUCAAGAGCCAGAAGAAUCAAAGAUAAACCCUAAUGAUUCUGCCAAACCUCCUGUGAAGGCACAUAGUGCUGAACUAGAUAAGGAGGAGCCUAGUAAGACCUUACAUGCCCCUGUGGAUGUAAAUUCAGACUUGCAAAGAAACAGUGGUGGCAAGGGGAACAAUGAGCUCACAAGCAACUCUUCAUACCACUCUCAACACCACGUGUCCGCUGAAACCCUGACAUCGCCACACAGACGCAAACCCUUCUCAAAGGCUGUUGAUGGAUCUGGCUUUGCGGCUUAUGGGUUUAGCGAUACAGUAGAUGGGUCCAAAGUAAAUACCCAUCAUCAGUCUAACAAUCCUUUCCAUGCAUUGUCUUCUCCGAGUCACAUCCCAUCACCAGCUAACAAAAUGCAAGCUUACCCCCACUCCCUUUCUCUUCAGCACCCACAUAGCUUGGAUGAUAGAUUUGAUUGGUCUGCCAGCAGUACCAGGCCCAAAGAUAUUACCAUCCAUCAAAACUCUGCUCAAAACUCUGAUCAAAAGUGUAAAAUUCAGUCCCCUACUGAUGUUUUACCAAAUCAACAUCACUUGUCAAGACAACACUCUUAUCCUGGUGCUCACUAUGAUCCUAGCUCUCACUAUGAUAUGAAAAUGUGGGAAUCCUUUGCUGAACGAGAUGGAGCUGGAGGCCAACAGCUACACUCUGUGAGCCAGAAGACUAAUGAGGAGCUCCAGGCAGUAUCAACCACCGGCCCCAAGCUUCCAGAGGCAGACAUCUCCCGAGGAAUAACAGAAGAAUCAACCAAAACUGCAGCUGCGAGUGCUGUUGGUUCAGGUGCUACCAACAGCAGUAACAUGGCACCAGGCACUCGCCCUACCAAAACUGGAGGGUCAUCAGAAACAAAUCCAUUAAUGAUGAGGAGGAGGGUCCGUUCCUUUAUUUCUCCAAUUCCGGCAAAGAGGCAGCAUCAGGAUUUUUCUAGCCAGAGGAGUGGAUCGUCUUACAACUCUCCUGCUCCUCAUUCUGAAUCUAGACAACUGAAUGACAGUGAUUCCCCCAGUGUGGACGCCCGUCCAAAAGUAGCAUCUUCAAAUGUACCAUACCAAGCACCCAGCACUAACUUGCCAUCACAAGGCAAAACAAAGAUUCUGCCACCAAGAAAGGGACGUGGCUUAAAACUGGAAGCGAUUGUGCAGAAAAUUACUCCAAACAAAAAAUCCAGUUACAAUAGUAGCCAUGUAGAUGCUGACUACCCUGAUGUGUCACACUACAGUUCUGAUAUAUCAGACCCUGAGAUUGGUGCACCCUUCUCUAGUGCACCUCACCGGGAAGGAGGCAGUUUACCUUACCUUGAAGACUCUCACUCUUUGGAUGAGUUGUUGCCAUACAGAGCAGAAGAUGCAUAUUCCUGUGAUUCUCAAGUUCUUCAACAGAGUGCAACAACCUCUACCAGUAGCACCCUAAGAAAUUUACCAACAGAUUUUGACUUUGGCUUAGGCACUGCUGGAUCCAGUACCGGCCCUGGAACAGGUGAUGAUAAUAAAGAUGAAUUUACCUUAUUAGGACCCCUGCCCCCACCACCACCUUUACCACGUCCUGUGCAAGGAUCUCCUCCCCCAUCCUCGUCUGUAUUGUCAGAUAUACAGCAAUUUACUAAUACUUACCAACAACUGGAGACGAGAAGAGGAGAGCAGUCUGCUGCUAACCUACUAAGGCAGAAACUUCAGGAGAGUGGAAUGGGUUUUGAUGAUUAUGGUGGGGGGGAUUUCUAUGGGGCAACCUCGCCCCAUAGCCAAAGCCCAGGACACCACAUUCUUUCUAGAGGUCAACAAGUAGGCUCCAACAGGAUGUCAUCCUCAGACCCCAAAGCAUCUGAUAGCAUUGUUCCUAAAGGUUAUUUCCCAUCUGGCAAAAAAAAGGGACGACCAGUAGGAAGCGUUAACAAACAGAAACGUGCACAAGUCCAGAACACAUCGGCCAGCUUACCUGCAGCCCCUCAGACCCCUCCUGCUGCUGGUUCUUCUACUCCUCCAACUGCACCAACCUCCAGCACUGCCGGAGAGGUCAUCACAGUUUCAGAUAUACCUGAACAGAAACCCUGCCCCUCUGUGGACCUUGAUCCCCAGGUUCUGCCAGUAAAGGUUGACAUUGAAAGUGAGGAUAACCAGACAGAAGUAGAUUUGAAGCCUGUGAAACCCCGGCAGAAAAAGGGGAAAGAAGGAAGUGAAGGAAAUGGUCCAAAAGGUAAGCAGUGGAAAGCAAAAAGAGGAUUGACCCCUAAACAAGAACUUGAUACGCAGGCUGGCAGUGGAGUAAAUGCAAGCCUGACUGGAGUUUUACAAGACGCCAGAAAAAACGUUUUCGCUCCGUACAUACAUGUAGAAAGAAAGGUAGCAGAAAUUGGAGCUGUGUGCACCAUAGUCAAUUCCGAGGAGGAGAAAUCAAAAGGAGGAGGCAAAGGGGCUGGUUCUGCAGUUGAUGGCCCCUCAAAUGUUUCUCAAACAUCUCAGACGGUUAGAAAAGAGAAAGAAAUUGAGAGGAUGCAGGAAAAAGGGAUUGUGGAGCAGACCGAUUCAGGUCAGUCAGGAAAAUCCAUUCCAACAUCUGGAUAUGUCCUCUCUGGCCCCGUUGUAUCUGAGACGGGACACACUGGUCGUUUCUUAUGUUGCCUGUGCCAGAAAUGGGCAAAUUACAAGAACCUUGGGGACCUCUAUGGUCCCUUUUACCCAGCUGAUUAUGCUGCCAAAAUCCCAAAGAAUCAACCCCAAGUUCGACAGAUCCUGUCAAAUUCUGGGGCAGUUAAUGCAGGGCCGAAUUUGACCUCUGUUUCAACAGAGGCAGCUGCCACUGACAGUCAGUCGCUUCAUCCUCAAGAUGUAAAAUCCGCUGACAGCGAUUGCACUGCAAGUCAAACCACAAACCCAACAUCCCCUGCUACUACCAUUGGCACUGAAUCCCCUGCAGUGGGUGAAGACAUGCCAUGUCUCGGUGCUAAAAUGACUGGUGACUACUCCAAGACACCAGCGCAAAAUUGGGAUUUGACAUCAGAAGUGGAACCUGUUGCAUUGAAACCACCUGACCUGGAGAUUGAGCUUGCCCAGAGCCAACAGCAGAAGGUAGAAGACUUGCAACAACGGCCACAACAUAGAAAAUUAACUUCUCAUCCCCGUUUUAAAAGGAGACACAAAUCCAGUGAAGAAUUGCCUCGCACUAUUCCCAUCAAUAGUAAAGCUUCACUGCCGUUCCAACCUCCCCCUCCCAGCUUAGACUCUUUGGGACCUUUGGCUCAACUAGCUCAGCUCCCGCUGGUGCCCUUAGAUCCUGAGGAGCUGUGGGUGCAUGAGAGCUGCAUCGUCUGGACUAGUGGGGUUUACCUGGUCAAUGGGAGACUGUACGGUCUUCAGGAAGCACUAGAUGGUGCCAGAGACACAAGCUGUUCUCAUUGUGAAAUGGCCGGGUCCACUCUGGGUUGCUACAGCAAAGGUUGCACACUCAGGUAUCAUUACCUGUGUGCUGUGGAAGCAGACUGCUAUCUGAAUGAAGACAAUUUCUCUCUGAGGUGUCCAAAGCACAAGUCUCCUCCGAACAGUCGACCAGUCAAGCCUGCCGCUGCAUAUCUGGAGCAGUCAGAGAGAGGCUGAAUGGAAGCGAGCACACAACGAUCAGACACAGUGCGGCUGUUGGAGGGAGAAGACAGGCCUCUGGGAGAUCAGUGUGUUUACGGAUGGAGUUAUUGAUGAACACUAAUAACUGAUACAAACUGACUCAUCUAAGGAAAAGAUGUAGUUAAUUAUCUACCGUUACCAUGGAACAAUAAACGAGGAAAGAUCAACACUAAAGAGGACGCUGGACGGGAACUUUGAGGAGACGUGUUCCCAUUGUUUGACUUUUAAUUCCAUUGUCAUUCUCAUGUUCUGCUGGGUUCCGUCGUGGGUCCAGAGCAUGGGCCCUAAGCACUCUGCAGACGGCGGGUCUCUGCGGGGGAGGGGGGGUGGCGGAGUGUAGCGGGCGGAGGGGUGUGUAGUGUUAUAGUAGUGUCACUUAUGUUAUUAUUUUAAUCACAACCGUUUUUAAUCAGUAUUUUACUCUCCGCUGGAGGAGGAGCCGUCUGAUUGGACAAACUCUCCGUUAUCCUGCGCGCAAUUGGACGCAGACGGAGAACGUUGUUUUUCUUUUUCUUUUUUUUUUCUUUUUUUUUUUUUGUUCUUCGUUACGACAUCAUUCCUUUACGAGGACGGAGCUUCUCAGUGACAUCAUACAGAAUGUCUGGGUCCUGUUGCCACAGAGACGUUGUUGCCGUGGAGAACAGACAUUUAUUGCCUUCGAAGGUGUGCUUUUGUGUGUGUGUGUGUGUGUGUGUGUGUGUAUACGAGAGAAAGACAGAGUGAGUGAGCGAGUGAGCAGGCUUUGCUGCCUAUGUGCCUGUGUUCUUAUUUUUCAUCACCAGGUUUUUACAGUGGAGUAACUUCAGAAGUGAUGAUGAUGAUUAUGAUCAUGAUGAUAUUUUCCAGCAGGAGAAACAGAACUUGUUCACUUGAGAUUUGGUGGAGGAUUGGAGUAAAUUUGUGAGGACGGAGAGCCUCUGGAUCUCCGGCCGACCCCGGACUGUAGGGUUCUGCUGGUUUGUGAUGUUGUUGCCAUAAGCAGUGAUGGUACACUCAACUGACGUUUCCAUCGUUUUUUAUUCUUGUACAAAAAAUCAGAACAAAAAAGAAUGACCAUAUGAAACACAUUGUACUACAAACCUGUUCAUAUGUAUAUGCUUCAUGAAUACAGGUCCUGAACAGA